UAAGAUGGUCGACCAGCGAAACAAAUAGAGCGCCGUUGUAAAUAACAAACCGUUUGAGCACGUUUCGAGACGGUAUUUCUUUAAAGAACAGCCGGUGCACGGUACUUUGAAAGCGCCUCGGUCUCGGUGCUUCGUGUUCCCACGGUGUGGAAUCGUGCGGGCAACGGGCAACGUGGGGUCGCGCAUUCCAAGCCACGAUUCACCGUUGAAUGCGUCACGCGUGUCCACAAGCAUCGAACAGAAUAGUCAAAGAAGAAACGAGUUGAGAAUCGCACGUUGCCAGGAUGCAAUUGCGAAAGCGAGGUUACCUCGCGUUACAUCUCCGCUUACGGCUCGCCUAGCUCCUCAUGCUAGUCUCGUCUUCCGAAUUGCUUGGAACACAGCAUGAAGGAGAUGCUUGGAGGGUGCUGCGUGUGUUCUGACGAGAGGGGUUGGACUGAAAAUCCACUGGUGUAUUGUGAUGGCCAAGGUUGUACAGUUGCUGUACACCAAGCUUGUUAUGGUAUCGUUACGGUACCUACGGGACCAUGGUACUGCAGGAAGUGUGAGUCGCAGGAACGUAGUGCCCGUGUACGCUGCGAAUUAUGUCCAAGCAGAGAUGGUGCUCUUAAGAGAACCGAUCAAGCUGGAUGGGCACAUGUGGUUUGUGCGCUUUAUAUACCUGAAGUUAGGUUUGGUAACGUGACAACAAUGGAACCAAUUAUUUUGCAAUUGAUACCAUCUGAAAGAUUCAGUAAGUCAUGUUACAUUUGUGAAGAACAAGGAAGGGGUAGUAGAGCAAAUGUGGGAGCCUGUAUGCAGUGCAACAAGACUGGCUGCAGGCAGCAAUUUCAUGUUACUUGUGCUCAGGCUCUUGGCUUGCUCUGUGAAGAAGCUGGCAAUUAUCUAGAUAAUGUUAAAUACUGUGGAUAUUGUCAACAUCAUUACUCGAAAUUGAAAAAAGGUGGUAAUGUAAAAACAAUACCACCUUAUAAGCCAAUACCCGCUGAUAAUGGUUCGUCAGACUCGUCUCCUGAAAAGGAAGCGGAGACUCCGAUAAAAUCUUCGUCAAGUGGUAAACGAAAGAGUUCAAGUUCCAAAUCAGCUACAAAUUCUAAAAACAAAUCGAAUACUAGUCCAAGUCUAGAAAUAAAUGGCGUUGCUGACGACAAAAGCAGUAGCGGCCGUAAUACACCCAAAGACAACACCACAAAUUCCAGUAAAUUCACCACUUCCAACUUCGUAGAGACGAUCGUCACCCAAUCGGAGAGUGUGUUCGGACAUGACGGCACCGCAUCCACCACAGCCGCGGUGGCCGCCGCUACCAUUAAAUCCGGAUCGAACUCGAGCUCCGGUCACAAAAAUAGUGGACAAACGAAAUCGAAUUCCUCGUCAUCGAACAAAACUUCGAGCCACAGUAAAAAGAGAAAGACAGGGGCGCGAACGCCGACGGUAAUAGGGAAUGAAAAUUCAAAUCAAUCAGUCAGUUCCGAAGCCAGCGGUUCGGUUGUGGUUGCUGUGAGUUCAGUUGUACAGCAAGCUGUAUCGUGCAAUAACGUGCAGACAACCAUAACGGAAGCGACAAGUUUGAGUACGAACACUGAACCGGAAAAGUCGAAAAAAUUAAAGGUGGAGAGCCCCAUUCAGACAUCAUCAAGUACUCCAAUCACCACUGAAGUGACCACCACACCUGUGAUAAUGGCAGUAACGCAAUCCCAAUCAUCGGUUGUUACUCAAUCACCGACAACCACAUCAAAUAGUAUAGUAGUAUCUGUCCCACUGACCGCGACUUCGUUGUCCAAUACGGUACAGAGUGUGGUGACAAGUGCUCCAACGUUAUACCAACAAUUGCAACAGAGUAUCAUAACUACCGCAGCUACUACGGAACCGAGGACGAGUGCUAUGUCGAAUUCUGAAAGAUUUAUAUCUGAAGAAGCACCUAUUAAGAGGUCCCGUUCUCAAUCGUCAGAUAAGCAAGAAAAGCCUCGAAAACCGAAACGUGGAUCAUCGAAUAGUCAACCAGCACUGCCACAAGUACAGUCUCAGACGCAACAACAGCAGUCUCAGCCAGUUUCUUCCGUGGUAACAUCAGUAUCUAGCAGUGCAGUGGUAACAACGUCUAAACGAGGAGGAAGAAGUAAUCAUCAAACUCCUCCACCUGCUGUAACUGUGGCACCCGUACCAUCAAUUAUUCAAGGACCAACAUUGAGCGGUGGUCAUUUUAGUAACAUUAGUUCUGGAUCUGUAAACAACAUGGGACCUACUGUCAAAGAAUCCCCACCCAGCAGUCCUGGCUCUGAGAGUAUGAGCAGUAGUGGACCUGGAAGGAAGAAACGGAAAAACAUCAGUGCUGCUUCUAUAACGCCAACGCCUUCUGCAUCCAGUACUCCGACUCUUACAAACCCAAAAGAAGAAAAGGAUAUAAAAUUAUUCCAGAAUGGAGUUAGUGCACCACAUAUGCUAGGAAAUCAGUUGAACCCAACUUCCACAAUGGCACAAAAAAUGUCUGAUACUCUUACCCAGGAACUUGAAGCACAUUCUAUUUUUACGGAAGCUAGUAAUCCUACAACGAAUUUAGUUGGCCCACAGCUACAUAGUCGAGUGAUUGCAUCUAUACGGUCCAAUCAAACAGGUGCACAGCCUACAUCAUUUUCUUCGGUUUUUAAUGCCACUAACAAUACCAACAGCAACGUCAACAUUAACGCUAAUACAACCAACACCGGUUCUUUGGGCAGUGGAGCAAUACCCCAAACGCUUGACCAACUGUUAGAGAGACAAUGGGAGCAAGGAAGCCAGUUUCUGAUGGAGCAAGCCCAACACUUUGACAGUGAGUUCGCUUCAUUACUUUCGUGUCUUCACCAAUUGAGAGCAGAGAACCUUAGGUUAGAAGAACAUGUAAAUAGUCUUCUGCAAAGGAGAGAUCAUUUAUUGGCUGUGAACGCUAGACUCGCAAUCCCUCUGACGUCCCAGCCUAGUGCUCACCCAGUGAAUAACAUACACCCAACAGUCAACCCAUCGCACCCUAAUGUUCCACAUCCCGAAGUCCCACCAGGAGCUGCGGCCCCUGUUCCGAGGGUGAGCAGGGAAACACGAGUGAACAACACGUACAUGCCACACUCGAGCUCCAGUAAUCAUUCUACGACGCUAGAAAAUGGACUGCCUCCGGAUCCGUCACCUCCAGCUGCAGCUUCACUUCCACAGUAUCAACACAGGACGUCAUUAGUCGCACCCCAACCAAGUCCAACGAUCAGACACAGUCCGGCCGGAAACGCGUACCACCAAGGACAGCCUAGUAAUAUAGUCUCCCCUGCGCCGACUAGUAAUCCUGGUGUGGUCAGGAAUUCGUCCGUUACACCAGAUCCUUUACGCGGGGUACCAAGGUCAGUGCCACAGUCGUCGAACAAUUACAUACCUUCAAUGUACCAACCCACGAUGUCCAGUUUGGCAAGUAAUCAAGUAGGUAAUGUUCAUAAUCUUCAUUCACAUGGACCUUCUCCACCCAGCCAUGGACCACCUGGAAAACCCAGCUGAAGAUAGAUGGAAAAUAAGGAAGAAUAUGCUGCGUCUGAUAGCAGGCGUGAUGACGUGUCAUCGCCGACCGAAACGUGCUACCAUCCUUAAAACACGAACACAGGGAAGUCGUUUGUCCUUCUCGUGCUUCUUUGCUGAUUAGUUCGAUCUCUGACUGGUCUCUGCUCGAUAAAGUGUGAUCAAUUCGAUAGAUUAAUACAUACUAACUAAGGAAAGUUUCUUCUACACAGCGGGAAGAAAAUAUUUGCAUUUAUCGAUACUUGUAAUUCGCGAUUUUAUUGCGUGCGAAUACACGUGUUAUGUAUGUUUCUAUCAUUUCUUGGCGAAUUUUCGAGAGCAGUCUUGCCAGUUCAAACGUUAUGUUAGCUUCACAUACAAACGCGAUAACAGAGGCCUUGCAAAUUCGAACAAAGAGCAAUCUAAAAGUAGAGACACGUUUUUUCUUUGUGUUUUUUCCUUUGAUUGCACGUCAUCGAGCACGUCUGAGACAAUCUUUACAUCAUCAUCAUCAUUCAUCAUUGUCAUCGAUAUCGUAUGAUGAAACAGUAAAUCCGCAGAUGUACAAAUUUUAGACUAUAAGUUAAUCUAUCGCGACGAAUAGCAAUAAUAAUACGAUGUAGGUGUACAUUUUAUAUAAAAAAGGGAAAAAAAGGAAAAUUGCGUAUGAGUCUAGUGGUACGGCAAAGUCACCCAUCUUCUACGAAGACAUCUCAUUUUCGCCAUCUUACAAACGAAAAUUCGGGUUCUCUUUAGCGCACCACUGUUGACGCUUCGCAAAGAUGACUACAUCUUUAAUAUUAAAUUUGUAAAUGUCUCGCAAUUGAUCCGUCUCACGGCUGGAACCGAUGUAAAUUCUAAUCUUAUACAUGUAAAAUUAUAUACUUAGAUAUAUGUAACUCGAGCACUGCCUUCCAUCAAUGAAAAUGGCCGUGAAACGGAUCGAAUAGUUAUAAUUCUUUAUAGUAUGAUGGUUUUUAAUGGUUUCUUCAGAGCGGAUGAUCGAACUACGACUAUUAAAUGGAAAUUGAGGAAACGGUUAAAGUUAUUUCUAGACAGAAUGUUGCACACGCGCUUCGUUUUCGCAUAAAGAGUUCAUUUGUGAUUGUUUUUUGUUGUACCUUGUCUUUCUCAAUGGCAGCAUACAGUUUACUUCGACUAGACUAUCAAGAAUAUUGACCUUUGUCGACCUUUGUCGAUAGGAGACGCAUAAUCAAAAAAAAAAAAAAAAAAAAAAAAAUCAUUGUUAAAUAAUUGAACUAUGAAAAAUUUCAUGAAAAGAUAUUUGCUCAGUAUAAGAGCUGCAUUUGUAUGAAUGAUAUUCGAUUCGUUGAGAAUAAGGAAAUGAUUAUAAUGGGGAGACUAAUUUUCUGUCUCUCGGUUCACCAAAAUAAAAAAUUAAUAAGUGAAUUGAUAAAAUAGUAGCAUUGCUAGUAAUGAAACAAUCUGUCUUUCCGUUUGAAAAGAAUAUCUGUUUUAAUGUUAAUAUAGAUUCAUGAAUUUCUUUUUCGUUCUUAAUUAAUGCCUAGCUAGUAAGGAUUUGUAUACUAAUGUUUUUUGUUCUGUCAUAGGAAAUGAGAUUUUGUAGCGUAAAACGUUACCAUGUUGUGUUCUUGAUCGGAAAGUAUUAUUUUUGCGGAAAGACGAUUCUCGAUGAGGAAAGAUAGACAAGUGAUUUUAAAGGGAACCGAGAGGAACCUUUAGGCUUAAAUUGUACGAUAAACGCGUUGAUAAUACGAUUUAGUGAUAGAUCAUGAGGACACCAAGCGUUCAAAAUAGCACGCAAUCACUCAGGGAAAAUCGAUUUAAAAUAAAAUUCUGUCGAGUUUUCUUCGUGUACCUCGAUUGUAUGCAGCAUAGAACACUAUAUCACUGAAGAUUUUUAUGCAUUCAUGCAAUUCAAAUUUAUAGAUGCAAAAAUAUAUAAAAUAUUUAUAUUAGAUUAAACAAACUUCUGCCUAAGUUCCAAUUUUUUAAUUAUACCUAUUCAUAAAAAUAUAAAUUUGCACUAACAUUCACAGUCUAGUUAUCAUACAUUUUCGAACCUAAACAAGCCUAUUAUACUACAUUCUUCGUUGCCUCAUAGUACUUAAAUACCAAAAAUACUAAAAAAUUAAAUUAAUUAUAAUUUCUCAAGCUUCUUAGAAAUUUCUUUUUAUGUAUAAAUAAAUUAAUAUUUGGAUUUUUUAAGAUGUACGAUAUGGAUAUGGUGUUCUCUGUUGUAAAUGGAAAAAGGAGUAUUAAUGACUGAUGACUUAGUCAAAAGUUCUAAAGGGUUUCCAAAACGUCGGGUGAUCGUCAAAGACAACAAUGCGUUUAUACCGAUGAAGAGUAUUUUAUGCGUUUAUUAUAUUUCAAUGUAGUAUCGCUGUAUGUUUAAGAUAAUAUACGGUACGAUAGAAGGGCGAGAGUGAGGGAGAGAAAGUGAGAGAGAGGCGAGAACAAAGCGUGUAUUAAGUGUGGUGUUGAAACAGAGAGCAGUUAACGAUAAUAUUUUUACACACAGCAGACCGUGCCAAAUUUUUGCAAUCGAAUCAUUGAACUCCCUGUAAACUCGAGCAACGUAUUAGAAAACAAAGUUGUUCGAGAUUUUGGGACUGGAAUCGCCUUGAUGAAACCUUUCCUCGAUCGAAGAUGAUAAAAAGAAACAAACGUAAAUUGAACAUAACGUCGCUCCCUAAUUUCGACAUUUCCAUGCUCUCGUUUAAUUUUGUGUUCACUUUUCAAUUAUUCGUGUACAAAUAAAUUAUUGUGUUCCUAAAUCCAAUGUGGAUCGACUGUCGGAGAUUUUUGUCGCUUGAAAAUUUUACUUUAAUUUGACCAAAGUCUUCUUUAAUUCUGGGCCGCAAUUGGAUUUAUACAGAAUAGACAAGAAAAAAGAAAAUUGUUUUUGCGCUCAGAGUCACUGAAACCUUUUGGACGAACAUUGUACGUUUUGAUAAAGAUGUUUCUCCGAUAAAUUUUGUAUAAACCCAAUGUGGCUCUGUCCAUUAGGAUUUUCUAUUCGCUUGUAGUUUAAUUGUAACUUAAAUGUUUGGUACGUAUAUACUUAUGUGCGCAAGAGUUGAUGCGUUUAGGCUAAAUGUAUCACUAGAUUCGUUGAUAUUAAGAACUUAUUACGCUCACGAUGAUGUUCUCGAACAAAUUAAUUGUUCUAAAAAACGAAUCAGCGAGAAACAAAUGAGCAAAAAUCUAUUUAUUCGAACGAUAAAUUGGAGGCUGCUCGAGUACAGUGGAAAUGGAAUACACAAGAUCCAUUGGUCCCGCGUACGAGACUUUUGUUUGCCAAGAAACUGGCGUUAGGAAACAUUCAGGCAUUUGUAAAUCAUGAAACCACAAUGUCCAGGCGGCAGCAAUGCUUUGAUUGGCCGAAAUAUUGGCACAGAUCGUAUCCGUAGCAUUUUGAUACUCGUGAUCUCUUCGCUAAGAGUCACUGUUGGACAGUUAAAAAAGAAUUAAAAAAGAAAAAAAAAAAAUAAGUGUGCAAGUGAACCAAUCUUGGCGCCGUUUGUGAAGCGUGUUUUCAUUUUUCUACGAGAGUUAGCUGAUAUCCCUCCCAAUCUCUGGACGAGCGAACAGAAACAAGCAACUCAUAUUGUAACAUAAUUCUACUUGAAGAGAAAGAGAAAAGAAACUGGAAAAUGGAAAGGAGACAAACACUUAUCUGUCUCGAUGCACUUGUUGGUUUUCCCAAGAAAAAGUUAAAUAUAAAACGUACUGUGUGCUAGAUAUUGUAAAAAGGUCAAGUGUCGAACACGGCCACGUUCUUGGGACAGCUGGCAAUUUGUAGAAAGCGGUAGCUUUAUGUAAAAAGAUAAAAAAAAAGGGUGUAAUCACGAGGACACUUCAAAGGCUGCCGCGUCCUCCGGUAGUCUUUUGUAUAUUUUCAAGUGAGAAACAAACAUGAGCAGCUAAAAAUCCGGGGCUGCUCCGUGGCUAGCUACCUUUAAACUGUCCUCUACUACGUACGUUUAUUAUUGUACCCGUGUAAGGAUAUAAAGGAAGGAGCAUACCGAUCGAAAUGCCAUAUGUGUUUCCACACAGGGGAAAAAAAACUGAAUUUUCUAACGUGAGAAAAGGCUGAUUGUUUUUUUAACGCGUUUAGUGUAACGAUUCAUCGAAAUCUUGUCCAUUUCCUAGGGGCAUCCUGAGUUUAACACUGUCAAUGCUCUAUUUCGAUUACUUUGUUUUAUGCGCUGCUUAAUCAACGAAUUCUAUUUUUAGCUUUUAAUUUAUUAGAACUUUUAUCUUUAUAUGUUCUUUGGUUCCAGAUCUAUGAUUUUCAGUACUAAAGGAAUCGUUGUUUUAUUGUUAUUAUUAUUAUUAAAACUCUCAGAAUGUGUUAGAAGUAUCUUGAAAGAAACAUUUGAAAUAAAUGUAAGUAUUCGGAUGUUCAAUUAUAUCUAAUAAAUUCUCAAUAAUCUGUAUGUGAAAGCUAUGUAUAUGUUUUUUUAAGUUUGUCAUUUUAAAUUGGACAAAGUAUGGUAAUACUGCGAAGAGCACCUGUGUCGAACAGUGAGAAGAGCCACUGGCUUAAAUUCAGGAGAACCAUCGCCAACGAGACUAGGCUCUCUGCCUCGAAUUGGAUGCCUAGAAAGUUUCACUUUUAUAUGUACAUCUGCUAAGAUUUUACACUGUCGAAUCUAGAGGAUUGAAGGCCUUGCUCAGGCGCAAGGGAUGGACGAGAGCUCACAAAAGGAGUUAACCCGACUAAAGACGACGCUUCUGACAACAAUGCUGUAUUAUCAUACGCUCAAAUCUUUCUCUCUCUCUCUCUCUAUUUUUUGUUCAUCUAUUAAAAAAGUUAAAACUGAAAGUUUUGUUUGUCAUUGGUGCACACGAUUCAUUUAGAAGCGUCGUCACGGAGUCGCGUGGAUCGGUUCCGAAUCCAGGGAUGUAAAUCACUGUGCGAUACGAUUUUGUAAUGUAACUGUGCAUACGGAAGCAUGUAAUAAAAGAAGAGUAAACGACGA
Molecule: messenger RNA, 8480 nt
Organism: Bombus terrestris (buff-tailed bumblebee)
Lineage: Eukaryota; Metazoa; Arthropoda; Insecta; Hymenoptera; Apidae
Gene: Alh
Product: protein AF-10
Exons: 13
Coding region: 385-3510 (1041 amino acids)
Biological process (GO): regulation of transcription by RNA polymerase II
Cellular component (GO): nucleus
Molecular function (GO): histone binding; nucleosome binding
Source: RefSeq, a predicted model, not a curated record